Penicillium brevicompactum is the source of this 750-nucleotide messenger RNA. RefSeq lists its product as uncharacterized. The record is from RefSeq and is a predicted model, not a curated record. The transcript has a single exon. The coding region runs from base 1 to 750 and encodes 249 amino acids. Lineage: Eukaryota; Fungi; Ascomycota; Eurotiomycetes; Eurotiales; Aspergillaceae.
AUGCCUCCAAAUGGAUCAUCAUUUACGACUCUAAAUCUUCCACCGACAUUCGAGUUACCUCAAUGUAUGGAAUAUUUCACCCUCCGGGCAGGCCCGAACACAGACCUAUGGCGCAAACCACCCAACGGCGACAUCUCCACAGCCCCAAUAGUCUUCACCUCACUACGACAACCAUUCGUCGUAGCCGAGGUGACCGUGAGCGCAGACUGGGAGAUGGAAUGGGACCAAGGCGGGCUUGUGAUUUUCGCCGGCGCAGCACCGCAAUCCUUCUCCGACCUCGACGAACCACCAUACCUCAACGCGCCCCGCUUCCCCUGCAAAUGGGUCAAAGCAGGCAUGGAGUUCUCGUCCGGCACUGUGAAUGCAUCCUCCGUGAGCGCCACCGCCGACGGCGCAGACUGGUGCUUGUCGCCGCUGGGUUGCACGAACAGGGCAAUCCACUCCCUGCGCAUUAAACUUGAGCGGGUCGGCCAUGCCCUGUGGAUCUGGUAUCAAGUUCCCUCUGUUCUGCCUUAUACCCUCACGCCUGGCGCGGUGGGGAGUACCUGGAAGAAGCUGCGGGAGGUGACGUGGUUCUUUUAUGGGGUUGAGGAUAAAUUUGUGCAUGUGGGUGUGUAUGCGAGUCGGCCGACGAGUUUGUCGCGUGGGGGCACGAUGUGGGACGCGAUGCAUGGCAUGACACUUGAUAGUUCGCUGCCGACUGGUUCGGAUGGGCUGGUUGUUGAAUUUGAGGAUCUGGAAAUCUUCUAG